This is a messenger RNA of Cydia splendana, 7378 nucleotides long. Its product is annotated as agrin-like. Gene Ontology annotation, molecular function: calcium ion binding; protein binding. The record is from RefSeq and is a predicted model, not a curated record. Gene Ontology annotation, biological process: multicellular organism development; cell differentiation. Lineage: Eukaryota; Metazoa; Arthropoda; Insecta; Lepidoptera; Tortricidae. The transcript has 26 exons. Bases 714 to 6608 code for a protein of 1964 amino acids.
UUCCCAUUCUCACCAGUCGUAAAUUCCCGUUAUGCUUAUGAUCAUAGAUAGAUAGAUGGAGGCGAUUGGUGUGUGACUAUAUGAACUAAAAGGAUCUUAUCUCGCUUGAACACGGUUGAGGGAUAGAUCGAUUUGUCAUACCGCGAGUGACUCAAAUAUAACUGUAAUUUAUACGAUAAACAUUUAUUUGUACAAUCCAUUAGUGUGGUACCACGCGUCGAACAAAUUAUAAUUGAAAGUACCAUUUAAAUCCAUGAACAUAAAGUUGUUCGGAGUUGUAAAAGCAAUCAACAAAACUAAUAUAAAAGUGAAGUUAAGUGUUUGGGUACAAUACUUGUGGGCCGAUGAGCUUAUUCUCGGGAGGCUGCGCCUGAUAGGCGGUACGGCUUUAGUCGGCGCCGGGGAACUGCGCGAGCGCACGCGUCCGCGUCGCAUCGAUCGCGCCCUACGAUUGUUUACUAACACGAUAACGAUCUGCUACGACCACUAUGCCUUCCAGUCUUGCAUGAGACUCACUUGCAUUUUAAACGCAUUACAUCUGGAAAUUAAAUACUGAUUUGACGACUUUCUGUUAGUGAGAUGUCAACGCCUCGCUCUUUUAAUAGAUCGCCGCCGCUACUUUACGCCCUUCGGCACACAUAAAUAACAGAUAUAAUGUGACAAAUACAUUUGUAGUCCCCGCUUUUAAGAGUGUUUAACCAGCGAUUGUCGACAUGAAGCUUUCGAUGGUUAUUGUUUAUGUUAUCUUGGCGGCGAUCGUCCGGGCGGAGAUCAGGAUCCGCGGCAAAGUGAGAAAAAGGUCCAGCGCGCACCGGCGGCACCGCGCGAUUCUGCCACCUUGUCCUUUUAAUGAGACGAUUAUCGAGAACGAGUGGUCGUUGAUGGAAGCGAUAGGGAAAUCGAAGUACAUAUUCACUGGGAAGGUUUUAAAUGUGAAGAAGAGAUCUGUGCAGGAUAAUGCAAAGCGAUCGAACUUGUAUCGAGUGCAUCUGCGGCGAGUGCUUAAAGGAGACUUGAGUGCCUUAAGGACGUUUGUGAAAUUGGAAGGAUCAGUCGAGACGUUGAGUGGAUCGACGUUGAUGCUGGAGCGGCCUCGGGCCCGAGAGUCUUGUGCUCCAGGGCCGAGGCCUCGGCUGUCCGCAAUUUUCUUCAGCGAUGUGAGUGACAGUCCCGCCAUCAGGGGCCCCACGCCGCGCCUGCAGCUAAUCACUGACCCAGUGCCUUUGACUCUUUAUCAUCUUGACCGAAUCAAUGCAGCUGUUACAGAUUUACAUUAUCAGCCACGACCACCUGCUCCUGAGGAAGCGUGCGAGAAAACUUUUUGUCGCUGGGGUGCGGAAUGCGUGUCGCUCGGCGACGGGCGGGCCCACUGCGCGUGCCCGGUCAGCUGUCCGUCCGCGCCCGCCGCCGUGUGUUCCACUGCUGGCCGCACGUACCGCAACCAUUGCUACUUGCGCAAGGAGGCAUGCGAGCGCAGACUGAACUUGCGCGUCAAGCAUGACGGCGAAUGUGAGGCCGGAGACCCCUGCGUGGGCGUCACCUGCCCUACGGGCUCUAGAUGUGCAGUCAACUUUGGGCAAGCCGAGUGCCGAUGUCCCCGCAGUUGCCAGAGAAGGAAGACUGUUUGUGGCACUGAUGGCAAGGAAUACCCCUCCACUUGCCACUUGGACAAGCAAGCGUGCGACAAUCAACUCAACAUCACUAUUAAAUACCAUGGGAAAUGCGAUCCGUGCGCUGAGCACGAGUGCGCGGACGGCGGUAUUUGCCAACUGAACGAGGCCCGCGCGCCUGUCUGCCGAUGCGGCCCGCCCUGCGACCUGAUUGCCAGAUCAGGGUCGGCAGUGUGCGGGUCCGACUACAAAGACUACCCUAGUGAAUGCGCGCUCAGGCGGGAGUCGUGUCGCAUACGGCAGCAACUUACGAUUGCCUACAGAGGAAAAUGUGCUUCCGCUCAACACCCAUGCGACUCGGUAAAAUGCGGUGUCCGCGAACAUUGCUCCCUGGACUCGCGGGGCGUCGCCGUUUGCGGCUGUGGUCCGGAAUGCGAAGCCAUCGUGCGACCGGUGUGCGGGACUGACGGCCGGACGUACGACAGCCCCUGCCUGCUGGACCGGACGGCUUGUCGUGACAACAGAGAUGUCAGGACUGCUUAUAUGGGAGCAUGUGGUGAGGCGAACCCAUGCGCCCGUACAACAUGUCCAUGGGGCGGCGCGUGCGUCUCCCGCGGAGGCGCAGCGCAGUGCGCAUGUCCUGUCUGCGACGCGACGCUUGCGCCGAUCUGCGCGUCCGACCACAACACUCACGGUAGCGAGUGCAAGAUGAGAAUGCACGCCUGCCAAGAGGGCAUCCAGGAGGGGAAACUAAGAGUUCUCUAUAAUGGAACUUGCCAAACUUGCGCCGAUAUGGUGUGUCAGGGCGGUGGCGACUGUGUCCUGAACGAAAACACCGGCCGUCCCGAAUGCCGAUGCAACCACAAUUGCACCGAGACGCAGGACACAAGCCUGGUAUGCGGAACCGAUGGCCAGACGUACCUAUCGCAAUGCGAAUUGGACUCAACGGCGUGCCGUGAACAAACCAAUCUGCGGGUUGCUUACAAAGGCGAUUGUGCUUUAUGCGAGAACGUUCAAUGCUCGUUUGGAGCCCGUUGUGCCGCGGGCGAGUGCGUCUGCCCCAGCGACUGCACCGGCGCGGCGCGCGAGCCGGUCUGCGGGAGCAACAUGCAGACCUACUACAACGAGUGUGAACUCCAAAAAGCCGCAUGCCAGCUGUCACCCGCCAACACUCUUCACGUUAUUUUCUAUGGAGACUGCAAAGAUAGGCUUGCGGUUGUACCGCCCAUUGCAAUGACUACGACCGCGGUGACCACGACCGAGGCGGACGAAGGGUCGACGGAUUCCUCGGGUGCGACCGAUCAGUUCGGCACAGCGGAUCCGUCGGCUUGCCGCGAUAUCCGCUGCGACUUCGGCGCCAGCUGCGAGAUCGGCGCUGACCAGUACCCCCGCUGCUCCUGCCUCUUUGAAUGCCCGCCAGACGACGAAUACUUCCCGGUCUGCGCUUCCGACUUCAGACUUUAUCCCAGUAUGUGUGCAAUGCGAAAAGAGGGCUGCCAAAAACAACUCGAGCUAAGGCUGCGACCACUUGAUUUAUGCAAAGGCAUGGAGGUCCGGCCUUGCGGUAACAGUAAGGCGAUGGUCGAGCCGACCACGGGACUUGAGAUAGAUUGCGGUAACGGUCCGCACCGACAAGAUUGUCCGGUCGGCAGCUACUGCCAUAUUACCCUAACUGCAGCAAGGUGUUGCCCGAAAAACGACACGAAGCAGUAUGAAGAUAAGAAGGGGGGUUGCUCGGAAAGCGGGUUCGGGUGUUGCUCGGAUGGCGUGACGGCGGCGGCGGGUCCUAACGAGGAGGGGUGUCCGAUAACUGGCUCUAGUUGCGGCUGCAACCGGCUCGGAUCGGUGUCAGAUCGGUGCGACGAGAGCGGGCAGUGUGCGUGCCGGCCGGGAGUGGGCGGGCUGAAAUGCGACCGCUGCGAGCCCGGCUACUGGGGGCUGCCGAGGAUCGGCUCAGGACACACGGGAUGUAUACCAUGUGGCUGCUCUGCUUUUGGGUCCGUGCGUGAGGACUGCGAGCAGAUGACAGGACGCUGCGUGUGCCGCGCCGGCGUGCAGGGCCAGAAGUGCACCGUCUGCGCCGACCAUCGCCGGCGUUUGGGACCCAACGGCUGUGCUGACCCGGAAAGCGGCGGCGUAGCGCAGUCUUGCGCGGAACUGUCGUGCUAUUUCGGCGCGGUGUGCACCGAGCGCACGGGCGGCGCGCUCUGCGAGUGCACUGCGGCGCCUUGUCCUGACAGCGAUAAUAAUAUGCUCGUAUGCGGCAGCGACGGCAAAACUUAUGAAUCAGAGUGUCACCUGAAGUUGCAAGCGUGUCGCACGCAAGAAGACAUUGUAGUACAAGCGUUCGGGCCGUGCAAGCUGUCUGAGGUGGCUGGCACGGCGGGCCCGCUGAGGCCGUCCUCGCCGAUACAGUUCACGCAACAAGACGACGGCGCCGCCUCCAAGUCCACCAGGCACCUGCUUAACCCUGACAAGUACAACAAGUACGAUUGGCCGAAAAAAGAAACACCCAGCGACUUCGACGGGAGCCCCAUGGGACAAAAGUUUAAGGGUGCACAAACAGCGACCACGGCUACGGUGGGCGCGGUGGGCGCGCUGCUGGGCGACCUGUGCUCCGAGGACGGCGACUGCGCCGCGCUGCCCGGCGCUCGCUGCGCCCGGAGCGCGUGCGUGUGCCGCGCCGGCUACCAGCCUGCGCAACAUCGAAAGGGGUGUGUCGAGCAAAUGACUCAAGAGACGACCGAGGAAUACAGCGCGUGCCUAUCAGAUCCGUGCUAUAACUUAGGUAGCUGCGUCGACCUGCCAGGAUCGACUUACGCUUGCGUCUGCACCGGACUUUAUACUGGAAUGAACUGCGAAUAUCUUAUAAAAGAUAGCCUGACACCUUACAUAGAGACACCAUUCUUUGAUGGCUCUUCUUUCAUCCGCCUUAAACCUUUGAAGGCGUACCACAAGCUGAAUAUCGAUAUCGAAUUUAAGGCUUUCACUGAAAAUGGCGUCAUAUUGUACAAUCAGCAGAAAUACGAUGGAUCGGGCGAUUUUGUUUCUCUCGCCUUGGUAAAUGGAUAUAUAGAGUUCAGGUACAAUCUUGGUAACGGAGCAUUAGUCCUGACUUCUUUGGAAAAGAUUACAUUGAACGAGUAUCACAAAGUAUCUGCAAAAAGAUAUCAUCGAGAUGGCAUAUUAUCUGUUGACGAUAUGGAAGACGUUGUAGGACAAUCUAGCGGACAUCUAAAGGCUCUGGACUUAGCCGAUGACGCUUACGUGGGCAACGUACCUUCUAACUACUCCAAGAUUUUCGAUAAUAUCGGCACACGGAGUGGUUUUAUCGGGUGCGUGAAAUACUUAAGAAUAAUACGUCAUCAAGUGACAAAGAAAUUGGGAAGGCCGGACCCAUUAGUCGUGUCUAUGGAGAAUGUUCGAGAGUGCCAAUCUAAUCCGUGUAUGAGUAUGCCGUGCAAGAACGGGGCCACGUGUAGAUCUAUAGAGGGAUCGGCAACGGAAUAUACUUGUAUCUGCCCUAUCGAAUUUCAAGGAGCCAAUUGUGACGAGAGAUUAGAUCCAUGUGAAUCGAAUCCCUGCGGAUAUGAUGAGGGGCUAUUGUGCGACAUCGGACCCGUCGGCGGCCAUGUGUGUCGCUGUUUGUUUGGAGGAGAAAUUGGCUCCAACGGAAAUACUUGCAAUAACGAUGUAAACAUUAUACAAGAGUCGUGGAUUCCCCAGUUCAAUGGGACGAGCUACAUCGAAUUAUUGCCACUCGAAGGGCUGGGGAAAGCGUUCCGCAUUGAAAUCUGGUUUUUAACGAACAGACUCUCAGGGAUGCUCCUUUACACCGGCCAGUCUAAUAAAGCCAAGGGGGAUUUCAUAACGAUUAACUUGGUUAAUGGAUACCUCCAAUUUAGGUACAAUCUGGGGAGUGGUGUUGCCAAUAUCACGUCUCCAGUACCGAUAGAGAAGGGUCGUUGGCACCGCGCUCGCGUGACCCGCGCCGGCCGCCACGGUAGCCUGCAGUUGGACCACCACCCCACACAACGGGGUUCAUCUUUGCCGCCACUUACUCAUUUGGAAUUAACACUACCACUCUUUAUUGGGUCUUUACCUGCUUACAUCCGUCCACAUAAAAUGUCAGGCGUGAUCAGCAGUUUUAUUGGCGCGGUGCAAAAAGUAUUUGUCAAUGGCAACCAGCUCUCUUUGUACAAUGGGGACACGGCAAAAUGCGCUAUAGUACAGGAGGAAGAUAAGCUACCUUGCGCUACUAGCGGGGUUACUAAGUACGUUGGAUCGCCCUGUGGAAUUGGUAUAACUCCGUGCAAAAAUAAUGGAUCUUGUAUACCACUUCUGAACGAAUAUAAGUGCAUUUGCCCCGACGGCUUCCAAGGCAGAAACUGUGAAAUUCAACUCAACGUCGAAAUGUUGAAGGACGGAGCGCCGGUCCAGUUCGACGGGAAUAAUUACUACUCGUACAGAAGUCGAGGAAGCCGCAGGAGACGCGGCGAUCGCGGUUUUAGAUACGAAAUAAAAUUUCGUACAUACAACGACUCCGGCCUUUUAAUGUGGAGGAGAAAAAUUGGUAUACGAGCGCGAGAUUUCAUUGGCUUGGGCAUAAACAACGGCAAAUUACAAUUAAUAUACACGGACACUGACGUCAAGGAGAUGAAUUCUGUCACACACGAGGAAUGGUUUCAGUACAUAGAAUCCAAGAAUCGAGUAGACGAUGAUAUGUGGCACACAGCAACGGUACGCAGAAGAAAAAGGCUAGCUAUGCUACAACUGGACGACACGGCUCCCAUUAGAGGGUACUCGCAAUCCUUGCUUGUGCCCUCGAAAUCAAACCCCAAACUAUGGAUUGGGGGAUCCCCGUCACUGCCCUUGGGAUUGCCGGCUGCUCUGUACACCGGGUUUCGUGGUUGUGUAGCUAGUGUGAAGGCAAAUGGUCGACGAAUCGACAUCGCUACGCCAAUACGGCCGACGACGACGAUACGACAUUGCGAUUAACAUAAUACACGAUACGAUGUCGAAUCAUGAGUUGCCAAACUCUAUUUUGCUAAAAUUACGAAGCGUAAUGGAAAACACUGUGAGAUAACAAGUAUUAUUUUUUAGAUUUUGUGUCAACUAGCGGUUUAUUGUACCUGUCAUAAAUAAUGUAGUUUCUGAUACAGAUCUCUGCGGCUGCGUAUCAAUAUCUUUUUUCGCAGUUGUUUUUGUAGAGUGCCUGUUGAAGAGUCUCAAGAGAUAAGUGUAAUCAUAUCUCUGAAUAGAGAUAAAAGAGUAUUCAUAUCUGUAACCAAAAUAAUAUGUUGCCAUAAUACGUUACAUUUAGCAUUAUAUUUACCUAAAAUAAGAUUUAAAUCAAAUUUUACUUCGUCAAAUCGGUGCUCGAAAAACACAUCAGAGGUAUAUUGGGAAAAAUAUAUAGGUAUAUAGAAUGUGAGAAAGUACUUAAUAUUUUGUUGUUAUUAGGUACUUAGACAAAUACCUACUAAAAUAGUUUUUAGAUUAGUUAGUAAUAAUAGGUUUCUUUAUUGAAUAUAGGCUGAAAAUAUGUAACACGAUAAUUAUUAGAUUUGACAUUUGUAAAUGUUUAUCCAGAGUAGGUAAAUUAUACGGGCUUUACAAUAACAUUCCAUUCAAUUACUAUUGAUAAUAAUUGUUUCAUGUACGAAUUUAGUAUUUUUACCCAGUUUGAAAAAAUUAUGAUGAGUUAGUUGCGUUAAAUACUGAUUCAUCUUAGUCUAUAUAUUAGGGUGGUCCUUAUUUGUCGAAGU